CAAAGGCAGAAGGAGGUUGUUUAAUUCUAAUGCUCUUGCCAAACAAUGGCCGCUUCCGCCACUUGUUGAAUCUCCGAUCGGCUUUCGCCUCACUGCAUCGUGGACUCGAACUACUUAGCCAUUCCUCAGCGUCGUCCGCAAUAGUCUUCGUCCACUCCCUUCAAAGCACAAAUAAUGUCUGAUCUCUGUCCUGUCUACGCGCCCUUCUUCGGUGCCAUGGGCUGCACCUGCGCAAUUGUGUUCACCUGUCUUGGUGCAAGUUAUGGUACCGCAAAGUCUGGUGUUGGUAUUUCUGCGAUGGGUGUCCUCAGGCCAGACCUCAUGAUGAGAUGUGUUGUCCCUGUUAUCAUGGCUGGUAUUAUUGGUAUCUACGGUCUGGUGGUGUCCGUCCUCAUUUCCAGUUCACUGGCGGCCACAAUGACCCUUGCGCAAGGAUUCAUUGACCUCGGUGCUGGUUUGUCGGUCGGUCUCGCUGGUCUUGCUGCAGGUUUUGCCAUUGGUAUCGUCGGUGAUGCUGGUGUCCGUGGGACUGCACAACAGCCACGACUUUUCGUUGGAAUGAUUUUGAUUCUCAUCUUCGCUGAAGUGCUGGGUCUUUACGGCUUGAUUGUUGCACUCAUCAUGCACACAAAAGCUGGAGAGUUAGUAGGAAUGUGCGACGCGUAGAAAGAUGACGGACUUCAUUAUAAACCUUCAAUGUUGAUUUCCGUCUAAUACAUCCAUGUUUAUGCUUGCGAACAUAGCCCUUGCACGUAUCGUCUACUUGAGUUAUACAUCUUAGGCCAAUGAUUACCCUCUAUUGUGUGAAAA
This is a messenger RNA of Suillus subalutaceus, 810 nucleotides long. RefSeq names its product V-type ATPase. Gene Ontology annotation, molecular function: proton-transporting ATPase activity, rotational mechanism. Bases 175 to 666 code for a protein of 163 amino acids. NCBI's taxonomy places the organism in Eukaryota, Fungi, Basidiomycota, Agaricomycetes, Boletales, Suillaceae. The record is from RefSeq and is a predicted model, not a curated record. Gene Ontology annotation, biological process: proton transmembrane transport. Gene Ontology annotation, cellular component: proton-transporting V-type ATPase, V0 domain. The transcript has 9 exons.